This is a messenger RNA of Acanthoscelides obtectus, 612 nucleotides long. The record is from the annotation of a GenBank genome assembly. Lineage: Eukaryota; Metazoa; Arthropoda; Insecta; Coleoptera; Chrysomelidae.
AGAAGACUGAAAAGAUUUGAUAUGGUGGAAAGAAACUUACCGCACGAGAUGAAGAAAAUACAAAUAAUAUAAAGUAUUAUCUCACCGCCGAUGAGUUAUAUGACAUGGGACAUGGUGGUCCUGACAGAAUAUUGGCUGCAUCCACCAACGAAAGUUGGAGAUAACAUCAUCAUACCUACUCCUGAUCUAGAUAGGGCUAAAGGAGAUCUUCGGAACGUUAUUGGAGUUGUGCUUGAAGCAUCUGAUAACGGAUUUUAUAAGAUUGGCACCAAGCAUGUUAUCUUACAAAAAUUGUAUUGCAGAAAUGAAUUCGAUAUCUGCGCACAAAAGUUUUUGUUGGAAGAACAUACUUGCACUUUCGUUAAAAACAUCAGCGAUCAAACAUUCAGUUGGAACAGGCCAAGGUUUCUUUAAGUGUAGUUGCACCAUGAAGUGUACGUCAAAUCGAUGCCUUUGCAAGAAAAAUAACGUUCUCCGCAACUCGAAAUGCCACAAUAGUUUGACAUGUAAUAACAAGUAAAUAAUAAAAGUUAUUAAACAUGUUUAUAAUAAUAGUAUUUUCUUCACUUAGUAGUAAAAACAUUACUUUUGUGAAGAGACUGUAUGUAGACU